Myxocyprinus asiaticus (Chinese sucker) is the source of this 2843-nucleotide messenger RNA. Its product is annotated as integrator complex subunit 7-like. Gene Ontology annotation, biological process: snRNA 3'-end processing. The record is from RefSeq and is a predicted model, not a curated record. The coding region runs from base 454 to 1023 and encodes 189 amino acids. The transcript has 6 exons. Gene Ontology annotation, cellular component: integrator complex. NCBI's taxonomy places the organism in Eukaryota, Metazoa, Chordata, Actinopteri, Cypriniformes, Catostomidae.
ACUUCGUGUUCCAAAGUCUAUCUAAUCUAACUAAUAAAUUAUUUAACAUAACAGUUUCGCGCUCCAGAUUGUUCGCAGUCUACAGCGUAAUAAUAAAUAAUGUCGCUGUCUGAGGCGUAUGGCGAACAAGUGGACGCGAAUUCAGCGCUGAUGGAGCUUGACAAAGUGCAGCUUUACAACACACGUGUAUCUGUUUACUGAACAACUUUCUAUGGCUCUGUGUGCUGAAGGUCACACAGCUGAGUGAGAAACACCUGGAGAAGAUUCUGAACGUGGAUGAGUUCAUCAAAAGAGUGUUUUCUGUCAUUCAUGGCAAUGAUCCUGUGGCCAGAGCAAUAACCCUCAGGGAUUUUGCUGCAGGAAUUUGCAACAAGAUUAGCGAGAUGAUUCAAGGACUGGACACUCCAGUGGAACUGAAGCUGAAGUUGAUUCCCAUGCUACAACAUAUGCACCAUGAUGCCUGUCUGGCAUCCUGCAGCAGGGAGUUACUUCAAGAGCUGGUGUCCUCCUACCCCUCCACACCUAUGCUCAUCGUCACCCUGCACACCUUCACCCAGCUGGCCACCUCCUCACUUAUCGAUAUCCCCGAGCAGGGUCUAUAGCCAUAAACACUGCGUUUUUAUGAUGCUGUGCCAAGUGAACCCCAAAAAAGCAGUGAAAAGACUCGCCAUUCAGGACCUCAAGCUUUUGGCUAAAAAAGCUCCUCAUUUAUGGACCAGAAAGAACAUACAGAUUCCUCUUGAUUCCAAGAUGAAUGAGAUUGAACAGAAGGUGGAGCCUCAUAAUGAUUACUUCAGCACACAAUUCCUGCUGAACUUCUCCAUCCUGGGCACCCACAUUGUCUCUGUGGAGGCUUCACUUGUAGACACCAGUGGGAUUGAAUGGAAGACAGGACCAAAAACCACUGUAUCGGUAAAGUCCCUUGAAGACCCUUACUCCCAGCAGCUGCGCCAUCAGUUACAGGAGCAGCAGACUGGGCCUCAGCCAGGCCCUCAGAGGAACAUCUGUGCCCGCUUUCAAUGACCGCUGAUCCUCAUGAACUUCUUACUGGUUAAAUACCACUGUUCUCUACUGUUUUUGUACUAGUGAGUAAAUGGCAGAAUUGUAUUACUUUUUCAACUUUGCUUGGCUUGAUAAUGUUUUUCUAGUGUAUUCCAUCUUAAAUCUUUGUGAAAAUGCUUAACAAAAUACUUAGGCUCAAAACAAAUGCAUGCAUUUAAAUUAACCUUGAGUAAAGGUCUUCUGUUACUUGUUUUUUUACUCUGCUAUGGUGGAUCAUGUCAGUAAAAACAUACGACUUGUGUGCUAUGUUUCAAGUCCUCUGAAGCCCCACAACUUGUGAGAAACAGAUCAAAUUUAGUUCCAAGUCAAUGUUCAAUGAUAAUUUUCCCCUCCCGGGUAGUGAAGCAUGGCAAACUAUGUCAGUUCAUGGUGAGGAAGAUGUAGGGUGGCCCAUAACCGUCUGCUAGCAUAAUAUCACUAGCCAAAAUGGUAGUAUGACAUUAAACUUAGAUAAGCUGCUGGUAGUGCUAAUUAAUGCGGUCUGAAGGGCAAUUAGUCAAGAAAAAAUGCACUAGCUAGUAUGGUGGUGAACACUGAAAAUUUAACCCUCCUUCACAGCAAGCACCAGGGAAGAUAAGGAAGACGACGUCCAAGUUGUAAAACCGGGCAAAGGUGUGAGGGAAGCCCAACCAGUGACCAAGCAGAUGUCCUUCAGGGACAAGCACUUAGACCACGCCUAGGAGGAGGCCAUACUUCUGGUAGAGUAACCUUUAACUCCCAUAGGACAUUUUUUGCCUUGCGAAUCGUGUGCGAGCACAAUAGCAUCUGUCAACCUUGUUUGACUCGUACAUUCAAUGUAAAUGUGUAGCGCCCUCACAGGGAAGUGCAUGUGCAGCUUCUGAGUCUCAUCUGAUGUGGAAGGAGGAGGGAAGAAAUCCUGUAAGAUAACCACCUGAGACAUGAAAGGAGUGGCCAAAACCAUGGGCACAUAACCUUUCCUAGGCUUGAGAAUAAAUUCAUCUGACUACAAGCCCGGUCCAAACUCCAAGCUAGAGUUGUUGACGAUAUGUCCAGAAGAUCCCCGAUGCAUUUAACUGAAGCCAAUGCAAGACGAAGUGCAGUCUUUAAAGAAAGCCCUCGAAUGGGGGACCUGUAAGCGCCUUUAGCACAAGCGCUAAAUCCCAGACCAUAAUGGUAGCAGGACAAGGGGGCCUCAGCUGCCAUGCAUCUCACAAAAAUUUUAUGACCAAUGGGUGUUUGCCUACUGACAAACCACCAAUGGGGUCACGGCCAGUCGCUAUAACAGCAACAUUGGAGCAUGGAUGGAGUGAGUCCUGCAUCCAAACGCUCCUGCAGGAAGUGAAAUGUUGACUGCACAGGGUGAUGUGCCAGGUUUACACCUAGAGAGAAACACCAGUCAGCAAAAAUUCACCAUUUAUGGCAUAUAACCGCCUCUUAGAGGGGGCUCUGGCCUGUAAUAUAGUGUUGAGCACUGGCUAUGGCAUCCCAUCUGUUUCAAACGAACGUGAAGCUUCUACAAUUCUGGACGCGGAUACCAGAUUGUGCUUCUCUCUUGCUAGAGCAAUCUGUGAGCUGGAGCAUCCAAGCCCAGCAGAGCGUGAGUCAUGGAGUACCAGAGGCAACAAUGCGUGUCACCUUGGAGGCAAACAGGUCCAUCUCGGCUUCCCCGAACAGUUCCCAAAUCAUCCAAACUGUCUGAAGAUGAAGUCUCCAUUCCCCCUGUGUCACAUCCUGACAUGAAUACAUAUCUGCGCCACAGUUCAUGUGACCAGGGAUGUGCGUUGCAUGUAUCAUAAGGAUAUGCUUCUAGCACCAGAGGA